Cricetulus griseus (Chinese hamster) is the source of this 2855-nucleotide messenger RNA. The record is from RefSeq and is a predicted model, not a curated record. Lineage: Eukaryota; Metazoa; Chordata; Mammalia; Rodentia; Cricetidae.
CCAGACACCUUAGUUCCUGGCCCUUUUGGUCCGUUUUCUUCCCAGUUCCUGCAGGUUAUGCUCUUCUGCUGGGGAAGCAGUUGUCAGGUCCCGACUCCCGGAGAAAUGGUGCAGAAUCACGCCUCGUCCCGCUUCUCGUAGGAGGACGUGGAAACUACUUCUCCAUCCUGCUUCCGAAUACCUACCAAAGGUUCUCAUUUGUACCAGUUCUAAAGCCCCUAAACCGAGGACGCGCGAGAUCAGACACCAAAGACGCUCGUUUUGCCUCGCAGUGUACUUUUCUUCUGAACUGAACUUCAUAAUGAUCUAAGAAACUUUUCUUACCAAGUGGCAGAUGUGGCCUUAUUCCUAAAAAUCAACCCUAGGAAAUGAAAUUUAGCUUCGGAGGAUCCAGAGAUACAAUCCAAAAAGAUGACGCAAACGAGGAGCAGGAAAGAAGGGAGGUGAGCCGAGCAUCCCAGAACUCAGAGGCAAAAGAGGGGAGGGAAUUCUGGUGAGUUCGAGGCCAACCUGUGCCAAAGUGACUCACAAACCAACAAAAGGGCUCUGCCCUUUUAAUUGCGAAGUUUUAGAAGUGUGGCAUUCGUCUACUAUACAUACAGUCCACAAACGCGUUUCACAUCCCGGCACCCCCGAGGUUGAGUGCUUUAAGGCAGUGCCUUCCUGCAAUAUUCCCAGGCACUCCCCCAAUUUCAAGGAAGUCUCCCGGACUCUGGAACACUCUUGUUAACUAGAGUUAAAGUACUUGUGGACAGUCUUUAAGAAAAAGAAAAAAAAAGCUUUUCACAGUUUUCGAGAAAGUCCCUUGCAAAUUGUUAGAUUUGUUUGUUUUGCGAGGGAAGCCCGGUUUUCUGGUAUUGACGUUAAGAGCCUGCAGGGGCAGCGGUGAGACUCAGCCGAGCGAGAAGCCGGCGCACAGGCCAGCGGGUGGCUGGGUCCUCUGUGACGCGGAGUUCCAGGCACCUGGCCCCGCACAGCCUGGGAGGAGCGAGCCCGAGGCCGCAGAGGCCGCAGAGGAAGCAGCACCGGCAGCAUGAGCGGCUACCAGCCACCAGUGGUGAUCGACAAUGGCUCAGGAAUGAUCAAGGCGGGCCUGGCUGGGACCCGGGAGCCCCAGUUCGUUUAUCCGAAUAUACUGGGCCGGACCAAGGGCCACAAGACAGCGGUGAACUGCGGGCAGGAAUUGUGUGUGGGUGACCAAGCGCAGGAGCGCAGGAGCUUCCUGUCCAUCAGCUAUCCAAUGGACCGAGGCCUCAUUUCUUCCUGGGGAGACAUGGAGAUUAUGUGGAAGCAUAUCUAUGACUAUAACCUGAACCUGAAGGCCAGUGAUGGCCCAGUCUUGGUUACAGAACCUGCACUGAACCCCAUGGUGGACAGGCAGCACAUCUCUGAAGUAUUUUUUGAAACCCUGGGAGUCCCUGCCUUCUAUCUGUCUGUCCAGGCUGUGUUGGCGCUCUUUGCUGCUGGCUUCACCACUGGCCUGGUGCUGAAUUCGGGUGCUGGGAUUAGUCAGUGUGUGCCUGUCUUUGAGGGCUACUGUCUGCCUCAUGGUGUAAAACAGCUAAAUGUGGCAGGACUUGACCUCACCCAUUACCUCAUGAUGUUGUUGAAGGAGGAUGGUGUCAUGCUGCUUAGAACUGAGGACAGAAAGAUCGUGUCGGACAUUAAGGAGAAUGCUUGUUAUGUGGCAAUGAACUAUGAGGAUGAAAUGGUCAAGGAACCUAGCCUACAGAAAAUAUAUACACUGCCUGAUGGGAAGACUAUCAAACUCAGUAACCAGGUCUUUCGUUGCCCAGAGGCUCUCUUCUCUCCAUGGCUUGUGAACGUUGAUGCCCCUGGCAUCGAUAAGAUGUGUCUUAGCAGCAUCAUGAAAUGCGACACCGAUCUCAGGAAUUCCUUCUUCUCCAAUAUUAUCCUUGCUGGAGGAUCGACCUCUUUUCCUGGUUUAGAUAAGAGACUUAUUAAGGAUGUGGCAAAGAUGGCACCUGCCAAUACCCCUGUGCAGGUUACAGCUCCCCCAGAAAGGAAGAUAUCGGUGUGGAUGGGGGGAUCUAUUCUUGCAUCCUUGUCUGCCUUCCAAGACAUGUGGAUCACUGCUGCAGAAUUUGAAGAAGUUGGACCCAAUAUAGUACACCAAAGAUGCUUCUGAAUAGCAGACAAUAUGAUGAGUAAAACAUGUUUUGAGUGUAUGCAACAGCAAAACACUUUGGAUAUUCUGAUUCUGGGGAACAAAAAACAUUUCUGUUAUUGGGAUAGCCAUUUUCUUUUUUUUUUUUAAUGUUUUUGGUAAUUCUGGAAAUAGAACCUAGAGUCUCACACAUGCAAAGCACUCUACCAGUAACUUAUAUCCCCAUCCCUCUUUUUAACUUUUUUUAAGAUAGGCUCUCCUGCUAAAUUUGUAAUCCUUGUGUUUCAGUCUCCCAGGUAGCUGAAAUUAUAGGCUUUCGACUUUGGGGCUGGGUCUCAAUACAACAGGGCAGGAAAAAAAUGUAAUUGUUAGGUUUCAAACCCAGGACAAACAGCUGAGGUGCCUAUUUAACAUAUCAAACUGUACACUGGCUGCUAGGUUCUCUCCUGUAUCCCUCAGUCCCUACCUGUUACAGGGUCCUUCUGGCACACCCCAACCUUACCCUGAAUUUCUCAUUUCUCUCCUCCCAGCUGCCCUUCCCUAUAUAGUCCAAACAUUUUGGUUAUCUCUCCUCUCUUUGGGUCUCCUGGCUGCUAUGCCUGGUUCCCCUCCCUGCCCUUGUCCUCCUCAUAUGGCUCAGGGUCCUGACCAUUCUGGACUCUCUCAAAAGUCUUUGUCUCUGGCUAUGUCUCCCUUAUAUCUACAAUAAACUUUCUCCUUCACCAUA